AUGGACCCGGAGAUGAAUCAUUCCGGCCCGGGCGCGUGGGAUGAUAACGGUAAUGACACCGGCGGCCCGGGCUCCGGAAACGGAAGCGGAAGCGGAAGCGGAAGCGGAACGGCCACCACCGCGGCCGCAAAGCGCACCCGUGUAUUGUUAUCCUGCGCCCCCUGCCGCGCAUCCAAGCUAAAGUGCGACCGCUCCGAGCCGUGCGGCCAAUGCCUCAAGAAGGCCCGCCCGGAUGGCUGUGUUUACGCCCCCAAGCCCGAGAAGCAGAAGCCGGUGAAGGGCAUGGCGGCGCGGCUCAAGAGGCUUGAAGGGAUGGUGCGGACGAUGAUGGACGAGGGCGUGGCGGUUCCUCCGGACAGCGCUGCGGCGGUGCCGAAGGAGGAGGGCGUCGCGCAACCGGGCGGGCAUUUUUUCCAGGGGGGAGGGUCUUCGACUUAUGUCGGAGCCACCCAUUUCAUGGCUAUUUUGGACGAUAUUGAGGAUAUGAAGAGUUACUUUGAUGAGCCCGACGUCGAUGCGGAGCGGGAGGGUGAAAGUCCCGGCCUGUCUGACGAUCUCGAAGCCCCUGAUAUGUUGCUGUUCUCGAGGAACAUUCCUCGAAACCGCGAGGGUCUGCUGAGGCUGCUCCCUGAACGCAAGAUUGCGGAUCGCCUCGUCAUGCGGUACUUUUCUUCUCAGAGCCCGUCACAGCACAUCAUCCACAGACCGACGUUCGUCAAGCAAUACGCCCGAUUCUGGACAAAUCCCUCCGAAGCAUCGUUUCACUGGCUCGCACUUCUGUUCAUGAUCAUGUCGCUAGCCGUAUUCUAUUCGACGUUUUUCGCACCUCAGGAGCUAUCGAACGACUCCCCCCUGCCGCCGAUGGACCGCUUCAAGAUGUUUCGCACCGCAGCUGCAUGGUGCCUCGUCUGGGGGAAAUUCACCCAUCCGUCCAUCGCAACCAUUCCGCCCUUCAUCCUCUACGUCGAGGCAGAGUUCAUCAUCAGCCGCGCCGCCCAGAUGAACUGCUACAUCCUGUCGUCCGUCUGCCUCCGCCUGCUCCUCAAGAUGGGCCUGCACCGCGACCCGAGCAAGCUCGCCAACAUAUCGGCGUACGAGGGAGAAAUGAGACGGCGCAUGUGGAACAUGGCCGUCCAGCUGGACCUCAUCGUGUCCUUCCACAUGGGCCUGCCGAGCAUGCUCAACGGCAUCGACUGCGACUGCGAGCUCCCCGGGAACCUGAUAGACGAGGACUUUGGCGAGGACUCGGUGGAAUUGCCAAACCCAAGGCCGAUGACGGAUUAUACCGAGAUGACGUACCCGAUCACCAAGUCCCGUCUGAUGCGUGUGUUUGGGCAGAUCGCGCGAGAGGCGCACCUGCUCACGCCCGCGCCCUACAGUGAGGUGAUGCGUCUCGACGGGCUACUCAAAGAGGCCUGGCGCAAGCUCCCGCAGUUCCUCGAGGUCCAGCCGCUGGAGCAGUGCGUCACGACGCCGCCGAUGCAAAUCUUCCAGCGGUUCGGGCUGGCCUCGCUGUACAACAAGAGCCGCUGCGUUCUCCACCGACGGUUUCUCCUCGAACCUGUCCCCAAGAAGGAGCACGACUACUCGCGAUGGCAGUGUAUCGAGGGCGCGGUGACCAUCCUGGAGUAUCAGAACACGAUGUGUCAUGCGUGCCAGCCGGGUAACAUGUUGUCUCAACACGGCUGGUUCGUGUCAUCCCUAGCGGUGCACGAUUUUCUCAUGGCCGCCAUCAUCGUGUACCUUGCCAUCGGACAUGCGCCCUUCUGGGACGAGGGAGAGCACGAGUGGAUGGACAACUUUACGCCGCGGCUGACGAAGGGCCGUUUGCUGCAUCUGCUGCAGAAGUCUUAUACCAUAUGGGUCGGCCUCGUUGGGGAGGAGUCUGAGGUCAAGAAGACGGUUGGCAUGUUGCAGACAAUGCUGACCAAGCUUGGGUCUCCGGGUAACUCGCCGUCGAAGGUGGGCGAGACGGGGGCGCCAGCUUCGGUGCAACGAAGUGAAGCGACGACGUCGAGUUACGAUUCACAGUUUCUCACGGGUCUCUCAAUCAGUGGUGAGACAGUGUUUGGUCAUGGCAAAAACAUUUCUAGUGUUGCUAACAAUGAGACAGACGUGGCAUCGACCGUCCCCUCGAGCGUCACGAACCACAUCCAGUCCCUGGGCUUCGGCGAACCAGGCGUGGGAGCCGGGGAUUCUGGUCUCGACCGUGAGUGGAUUGCAGUCGGCGAGGAGAUGGACUGGCGCUACUUUGACAACAUCGUGAGCCAAAGAAACAACGACCCCACCGGCGGCUACGAUGCAGGCCAGCCGGCGUGGUUCGACCAAGGACCGGCGCUCGAAGACUUUGACUUCUCGGCGGCCGGGACUUGGGACCCGAACCUGGGACAGCAAGGUUGA
Colletotrichum truncatum is the source of this 2400-nucleotide messenger RNA. Lineage: Eukaryota; Fungi; Ascomycota; Sordariomycetes; Glomerellales; Glomerellaceae. The record is from RefSeq and is a predicted model, not a curated record.